CACAUUUCACUGUUGCACAUCGUGGGAAAACACUCUACGGCAUGGCUUCAGAGUGAGUGAAGUUUUACGAGUAAGCGAUUUUAUGUACAGUUCAGGGACGUGCUUCAGUUUUGCUCGUGUGCUGGACGAAAGGUGAGCUUAGUCUGGGGGAGACAUUUCUUACUGUCUGAAGUUGUUUGGCAACUCAAGUAACGGACAUCUGACAAGCCAGCGUGGCUCCACACACCUCACCAAGAAAAAUAUAAGGAGGUGAGGAUACAUGAGAUAGGUGAUCAUGUCUAAGGUGGAGAAACAGAAAAAACACUUUCCCGCUCAAGCAUCUAAGCGGAAAACUAAUAAGAAAAACGGCAUAUUAAAAAAGAACGAGAGGCAUUGGUUUUACUCAGCUCCUGCAAACAAGGAGCAGGAAAAGCCUACAGCUCCACAAACUGCUCCUCCAAAAGACUCCCAGCAGUUCUCUGCCAACUGGAAAGCACUUCAAGAGGUGUUGAAGGCCAGUCAGUCAGAGAAGAAGCAGCCGGCGGCACCAAGACAUCAGAACGGCUUCUCGCCAAAGAAUGUCCAAGAAAAUACUUCUAAAAUAAUUUCUAAGAACAAUGCUGCACCAAGCCAGAGAGACACUGAGAAAAAAUCAGAUCACAAAACUGUUCCUAAGAGUUUUGUCUCCGGUAAGACUGGGGUCAACUCAAAGGUGUCGGAUGUCUCGAAGACUAAACAUGCUAUUGCUCCAAAAAGAGAGCGGGAUAGCGGGAAGCCAAACAGCCUACAGGCAGCUAAGAAGAAGAAGCUUGAAUCCGAGGAGACGAAGCCAACAGAAGAGGACCUUUGGUUUGAUGACGUGGACCCGGAUGACAUUGAGGCGACAAUGGGAGCAGAAGCAGCCGAGAUCAUGAGGAAGAAGCAGGGCAAGGCCAAGGGUACGGAUGGUGCCUCGGCUAAUGACACAGAGAAGAGCCUGGUUAAGGAGAAUGCUUUUGAAGGCCUCACUAAGGCGGUGGCCAUUGACUGUGAGAUGGUGGGAGUUGGUCCUGACGGAGAGGACAGCAUCUUGGCACGUGUGUCAAUUGUGAACCAGUUUGGGAAGUGCAUCUAUGACAAAUAUGUGAAGCCCACAGAGAAGGUAACAGACUACAGGACAGCUGUCAGCGGCAUCCGACCAGAGGACAUCAAAGAUGGAGCGGAUGUACAGAUUGUACAGAGGGAGGUUGCUAACAUCCUGGAAGGGAGAGUAGUGGUUGGACACGCCAUACACAAUGAUCUAAAGAUUCUGCUCUUGGAUCAUCCGAAAAAGAAAAUCAGAGAUACUCAGAAAUAUAAACCCUUUAAGACGAUCGUAAAGAGCGGUCGACCCUCGCUCAAACUCCUUUGUAGAAACAUCCUCGAUGUGAAGGUCCAAGAGGGCGAACAUUCAUCUGUCCAAGACGCACAGGCCACCAUGAGGCUGUACACAAUGGUGAAAAAGCAGUGGGAGGCAGAGAUUAAAGUGAGUAGGAAAAACAAAUUCUUGGACAAGAGGAGCGAGAGAAAGGCCAAGGUUCCCAAAGACAAGAAUCACUAAGGA
Haplochromis burtoni (Burton's mouthbrooder) is the source of this 1561-nucleotide messenger RNA. RefSeq names its product REX4 homolog, 3'-5' exonuclease (gene rexo4). Gene Ontology annotation, cellular component: nucleus. Gene Ontology annotation, molecular function: 3'-5' exonuclease activity; nucleic acid binding. Lineage: Eukaryota; Metazoa; Chordata; Actinopteri; Cichliformes; Cichlidae. Bases 275 to 1558 code for a protein of 427 amino acids. The record is from RefSeq and is a predicted model, not a curated record. Gene Ontology annotation, biological process: DNA catabolic process; rRNA processing. The transcript is spliced from 8 exons.